AUGGCAGAGAAAAACACACACAUCGUCGACUCGGAAGGAGACGUGAUACUCUUCCAUAUAAUGGAGGGAGAAGAGCAUCGUAUCCGAGUAUCGACCAAGCACCUGAUUCGAGCAUCGCCUUCCUUUGCAAAACUCUGCACCAGAAGAGAACAAGAGAGCACCGAACCUUCGUGCAGCAGAGAGUUCUUGCCUGACUUCGAGGGGUUGAGGCUUGAGCCCAUCCUGAUUUUGAUGCGGAUCAUUCACGGCCAAGCGUCUGUGCUGCCUGAAGUAAUCGACCUCCCGACACUGGUCGACCUGGCACUGCUAGUGGACCGCUGCCAGUGUGCACCACUCGCCCGGUACUUCGCCCUACAGUGGGUCGAUAAUCUCACCGCGACAGGGAGUCCCUCCGAGUACGGCAAGGAAGUGAUGGAGUGGAUAUAUGUGGCAUGGGUGUGGAACCUGAACAAAGAGUUUGAGGCAAACACUCUUGUCGCCGUUGAGACAAGUUACGAGGUGGUGCACUCUCACGAUCUGCCUUUGCCAGGGAGGAUUAUCGGUCUUUCCAUUAUGUUGUGGUACCUUCAGAGGAAUCUUUACGAUGCCAGCAUCAAAGACCCUCUGUGGCCGAAGGCUCCAUAUAUCGGCGAAUCGUAUCAGAGGCUGGUCGAAGAAGUCGAGUCCUUUGUGAACCCUGAGUAUGAGGACGGAGAGUGUGGCAACAACAAGUAUGACUUGCAGAGAUUCCUCAAUAUCCGUAAUCUUGCGGUGGGUGUGAAACUGAAGACCCUCACCCACAGAAGCUAUAUCAACUCCGAAUAA
Messenger RNA from Aspergillus fijiensis CBS 313.89, 804 nucleotides. RefSeq lists its product as uncharacterized. The record is from RefSeq and is a predicted model, not a curated record. Lineage: Eukaryota; Fungi; Ascomycota; Eurotiomycetes; Eurotiales; Aspergillaceae. The transcript has 2 exons. The coding region runs from base 1 to 804 and encodes 267 amino acids.